AUGGACAACGAGACCGGGGUGGUUGCCAUGGAGACUGGCGAGAGCGAGGCGGCGGCUGUGGAGGCCGGGGCGGUCGAGAGCGAAGAGCGGCCUGCGGUGGCAGCCAAGUCGGCGCUGGCGCCGUCGGUGCUUGCCGAGGUGGAGGCGGCCAUCCAGGAUGCCGUCAACGCAGGCCUCUGCCCGCAUCCCGAGUGCGGGUGGUGGUCCAACGCGGCGUCGCAACGCGACCGGCGCAAGUCGGCGUUCAAGCACAUGCGGACGGCGACGGUGCACGAGGGCCACUUUGCCAAGCUCAACGCCGACUCGCGGUCGUGUCCAAUCUGCUGGCUGGCGGUGGAGGAAGGCGACUUUGAGCGGGACAUGAUGGACCGGCUCUAUCCGUGGCUCGUCUCGCGGCCCAUUCCGCCGCAGGACGUCGACUGGCUGGUGGCCGACGUCAAGGAGCGCAUCCAGGCUGCCGGCUCGGCUGAGUCGGGCUCGGACGAGUCGGGCGACGACGGGACGGAAGAGACGACCGAGGCCGUCGUCUGCCCGCACGACGACUGCGGCUGGCGGCCCAAGUCGGCCCGCGCCGCAUCCGCCAAGAUCAUGCGCCAUGCUGAGUCUCUGGCUCUCCACAGACAGCACCUCAAUCAGCACUAUGAGACGUGCGGGGCGUGCAAGAGCCUCGUCGCCGCUGGCAAGUGGGAUGCGCCGUCGAUGGCCAAGCCCGACGAGCUCCGUGAACCGUCUCCCGACGAGUGGGACUUGGCUCGUGAGCGCCUCCGUGACUACCGCCUGCACCAGCUUUCCAAGCGCCGUCGCGCCGUCUACGAGGUCGGCGACCUGCCGUCCGACGCCAUCCACACCAAUGCUAAGCGCCGCGCCCUGCUUGCUGGUGCCAAGCCUCUCGACAACUCAGGUUCUCAGACGGCGCCCACCCCGCUCAUGGCCACCCGUGCCCUCUCGCCCACCUUUGAGUUUACCGGCUAUCACGACAACCGAGCCACCGAGGCCACCGUCGUCCAGGAAAUGGGCCUUCUCCGCCGCGACCUCGUCCGCUCCGUCGCCGACACGACUCGCGCAAAGGUCACCGCCAUGCGCUCACUCGGCGCUUCGGUCGAGCGUCUUGGAGGCGAGGUCAUUGCCCUCAAAGCCUCACUUGAUUGGGCCGUCCUCAAGCCGCCGCCGCGCCCGCCCACCCCGCCGCCAGAGCCGCUCCGCAUCCCGGCCGCCGUCGCCUCUGCUCCGCUGCCUGUCAACAUCCCUGACAUCAACAAGCUCCCACCCGCAGAGGCCAACUCGCUGUUCUGGAAGACCUUCACCAACCAGCUGCUCUAUGGCAUCGCCGCAGAGAUCCCGGACAUCCUUCCUCGCGACAACCCGCACUCAUCCACGGCCACAUCCUCCCUCCCGUCCGACACCGAGGUUGUCCUCGCCCGCAUGGUGACCAAGAGCGCCAAGCCCGCCCUCGAGCGCAAGGCCGGCAUGGCCCUGCGCAUCACCACUCUGCACGCGCUCUACUCGAUGCUCAGUGAUCGCACCACCGUCGACCGCGAGCUGGAGGCGGCCAAGCGUGAGGGCCGUGUCCGGGUCUUCUCGCUUCCCUCGGAGCCCGUCACCGUCUUUGUCAUGGCUAUGGACGACUACCUCGAUCAGAUCCGCCGCGUCCUUGUGCGCACGUCUGCGUCAGCCGCGGCGCCGACGGCCACGCCUACCGCCUCUGCUGCUGCUUCAUCGCUGCUUGCCCUAUUCCGCGCCUUUGUGUGUAACGUGGCGCUGGUUUUGCCCGCCAAGGCGCUGACGCCGGCGGCUCUCUUUGCUGCGCUCGCUCGCCCGCUGCCAGAGCCACUGCCGAGUGCCUGGCAGCGCAUCGCCACUGCUGCUGGCGGGCUCGACGCUCUUCUUGAUGGCAACGCGGUGCAGUCUAUUGCCGCCCGUGCGGCUGACGCCGACCAAGCACCGGUGUUGCUGCAAGAGCUGGUCAAGGCCGGGCUGGUGGUUCCGUCGGGCGUCCAUCAGGUGUGGAUGGCCAUGCCGUACGGCGCGUCGUUUAUUGUGGCGUACACCAAGAGCGUGAGCCAGGUGCUGCGGGUCAUCAAGUCGACAAAGUACAAGGAGCUCGAGCUGCGCAGGCUGCUCGCCACUCCCACCUCGUGCUCGGCGCGCGGACCCUGGUCCGGCUCCCGGUAG
Messenger RNA from Thecamonas trahens ATCC 50062, 2172 nucleotides. RefSeq lists its product as uncharacterized. Gene Ontology annotation, molecular function: protein serine/threonine kinase activity. The transcript has 3 exons. The record is from RefSeq and is a predicted model, not a curated record. Lineage: Eukaryota; Apusomonadida; Apusomonadidae. Bases 1 to 2172 code for a protein of 723 amino acids. Gene Ontology annotation, biological process: protein phosphorylation.